GAGGAGGUGGAUACUGUAGAUCUCUCUCUCUCUCUCUCUCUCUCUGAGCAACUGUGGAUAUUUACAUCAUUUUCCCCCUCCAUUAUGUUUUCAUUGUUCCUUGUGUAGCGGUGGGAAGCGUGGAAUCGGGGGUAGCAACGUUGCUGGAAGAAGAUGGAGGGUCUCCAGCCCACCACCUGCUCUCAUGCUGCGUCCCCAGACUGGGAUCCACAAACCAAGCGCACAAUCACUGCUCUGCAGUAGCAGCCAGGGACCCCACUCAAUGAUCAAGCAGACGGCAAAGAAAAGCUGCUUUGGAAAAAUAUAUACACACACACACGCAUGCAAGGACCUGCUUGUGCUCACUGGUGGCUGGGUUGCCACCGAUACAGCAUGUGAAGAGAUCCACUUUGGAGCCCUGUGAGACCGCUCAGACCACAUCGGCCUCACCAUGAACCCCAUGGCGCAGCUGUACUACAAGAAGGCGAGCUACUCGCCGUACCGCGACCGCAUCCCGCUACAGAUUGUGCGCGCCGAGGCCGAGCUGUCGCCGGCCGAGCGCGCCUACCUGACAGCGGUGGAGAAGGGUGACUACGCCGGCGUCAAGCACGCGCUGGAGGAGGCCGAGAUCUACUACAACAUCAACGUCAACUGCCUGGACCCUCUGGGGCGCAGCGCGCUGCUCAUCGCCAUCGAGAACGAGAACCUGGAGGUGAUGGAGCUGCUGCUGAGCCACGGCGUGCACGUGGGCGACGCACUCCUCUACGCCAUACGCAAGGAGGUGGUCGGCGCCGUCGAGCUGCUGCUCUCCUACCGGCGGCCCAGCGGCGAGAAACAGGUGCCCUCCAUGAUGAUGGACACGCAGUUCUCCGAGUUCACGCCGGACAUCACACCCAUCAUGCUGGCGGCGCACACCAACAACUACGAGAUCAUCAAGCUGCUUGUGCAGCGCAAGGUGACGGUGCCGCGGCCGCACCAGAUCCGCUGCGACUGUGUGGAGUGUGUGUCCAGCUCGGAGGUGGACAGCCUGCGCCACUCGCGCUCGCGCCUCAACAUCUACAAGACUCUGGCGUCGCCGUCGCUCAUCGCGCUCUCCAGCGAGGAUCCCAUCCUCACCGCCUUCCGCCUGGGAUGGGAGCUUAAGGAGCUCAGCAAGGUGGAGAACGAGUUCCGGCAGGAGUACGAGGAGCUCUCGCACCAGUGCAAGCUCUUCGCCAAGGACCUGCUGGACCAGGCACGCAGCUCGCGCGAGCUGGAGAUCAUCCUCAACCACCGCGACGACCACAGCGAGGAGCUGGACCCACGGGAGUGCCGAGACCUGGCCAAGCUCAAGCUGGCCAUCAAGUACCACCAGAAGGAGUUUGUGGCUCAGCCCAACUGCCAACAGCUGCUGGCCACCCUGUGGUACGACAGCUUCCCGGGCUGGCGCCGCCGCCACUGGGUGGUCAAGCUGGUCACCUGCUUCGUCAUCGGGCUCCUGUUCCCCGUCUUCUCCCUGGUCUACCUGCUGGCGCCCAAGAGCGCCCUGGGCCUCUUCAUCAAGAAGCCCUUCAUCAAGUUCAUCUGCCACACCGCAUCCUACCUCACCUUUCUCUUCCUCCUGCUGCUCGCCUCGCAGCACAUCGUUCGCACCGACCUGCACGUGCAGGGCCCGCCGCCCACCGUGGUGGAGUGGAUGAUCCUGCCCUGGGUGCUGGGCUUCAUCUGGGCCGAGAUUAAAGAGAUGUGGGAUGGUGGCUUCACGGAAUACGUCCACGAUUGGUGGAACCUCAUGGAUUUUGCCAUGAAUUCACUCUACUUGGCCACCAUAUCUCUGAAAAUGGUCGCUUACUUCAAGUACAACAGCUCUCGCCCACGUGAGGAGUGGGAGAUGUGGCACCCGACACUCAUCGCUGAGGCCCUGUUCGCCAUCGCCAACAUCUUCAGCUCGCUGCGCCUCAUCUCACUCUUCACUGCCAACUCGCACCUGGGCCCGCUGCAGAUCUCGCUCGGGCGCAUGCUGCUGGACAUCCUCAAGUUCCUCUUCAUCUACUGCCUCGUCCUGCUGGCCUUCGCCAACGGCCUCAACCAGCUCUACUUCUACUACGAGACGCAGGCGUCCGACGAGCCCAACAACUGCAAGGGCAUCCGCUGUGAGAAGCAGAACAAUGCCUUCUCCACGUUGUUUGAAACUCUACAGUCACUUUUCUGGUCAGUGUUUGGGCUCCUCAACCUGUAUGUCACCAACGUUAAGGCACGACACGAGUUCACGGAGUUUGUGGGUGCAACCAUGUUUGGCACUUACAAUGUCAUCUCCCUGGUGGUGUUACUCAACAUGCUCAUUGCCAUGAUGAACAACUCAUACCAGCUCAUAGCGGACCAUGCUGACAUCGAGUGGAAGUUCGCUCGAACGAAGCUGUGGAUGAGCUACUUUGACGAGGGGGCCACGCUGCCUCCCCCCUUUAACAUCGUCCCCAGCCCAAAGUCGGUGUGGUACCUGUGCGUGUGGGUGCACAGCCGGCUGUGUGCGAAGGGACAACCCAACCCGGAGGAGCAGAAGAAACACGGCAACUUCAAGGAGAUAACGGAGCGUCAUGCUGACAACCUCAUUCAGAAUCAGCAUUAUCAGGAAGUAAUUAGGAACUUGGUGAAGAGGUAUGUUGCUGCAAUGAUCCGCAGUGCAAAGACUGAUGAAGGCCUGACAGAGGAAAACUUCAAAGAGCUGAAGCAGGACAUCUCCAGCUUUCGCUACGAGGUGCUGGACCUGCUGGGCAACCGCAAGCCACCCCGUCGCACCUACUCGUCCAGCAGCGACGCCACACAGCAGGAUGAGGACCCCACCGACGACCUUAAAGCCAAAAGCCCCAAGGGCGUAUCCUUCAGCCUCUCCUUGUCGUCCGACAAACGCUCCCGGGACUCAGAGUUUGGCGUGUCGGCGCUCUUCCACUCCAUGUCGGGCACGACGGAGGGCUCAGCCAUGGAGGGUCCAGCGACAGAGGACAACAACGACAGCGCGCCGGACAACGACAAGAAACCAAAGAGCAACGGCCUGCGCAAGUUCACAUGCUCGUCCUCGUUCAUACGCAACGGCGGACGCCUGCAGCGCUUCUCGCGCUCCAAGAAGGACUCGCUGCGGCGCCUGGGCCUGCUCUUCUCCCGCAUGAACGGCCACCUGCCCGAGCCCGCCAGCUCCUCGCGCUCCGCCUACAGCAUCUCGGACGGCGUGGACCUCCGCAUGGCAGCCGAGCCCCUGCAGGUCACGCGCAGCGAGAUGCACCUCCACCGGCUGGCGGGGCUCGGGCUGGACGAGAUGGUGGGGGCGCACGCUGACGCGCAUCACAACACGUCCCAGCAGCAACGGCACCACCGACAGCAGCUAGAGCAGCAGCAGCAGCAGCAGCAGAGGCAGUCCAACGGGCGGGACGGCGCCCUGCUCCUGCGGCCGCCGUCGGCGGGGCAGCCCCUGGCCCUGGGGCCCCUGCACUGUGCUUCCACUAUCACGGCGUCCAGCUCGCGCCUGCUCAGCUCCAGCGAGGACAUGUACGAGGGCUGGGUGGGGACUUGCGACAGCCUGGGGUCCAUCAGCUGGACAGGGGACCAGGAGGAGUCGGUCACCACCCAGCUCUGAGACCUUGAUUUGGCAGAGUGACUUCAUCAUUUUUUUUACUGCAUAAAAAGCAUGGGCAUGCACUCUUAAGUCCAGGACGAAAACAGAGAAACUCUUGGUUUGGCAAGCCAAGGCGACACAACAGGGACAUCACUAUACUCCUAUAAGAGGUGUUCAGUAGCCCAGAAAAAAAAAAAAAAACUUUACUGGUUGUGAACAGGAGAAACUGAGAGAAACACAUUUACUCUACCUGCAAGAUAUUACUGGCAAAUAAUUAGACUUAACAUACUGUAUUUAUUGGAAAAAGCAAGCUUAGUUUAUGGCAAUACGAUAUAGGUGCAUAUUCUGAACUCAUUGCAUUUUUAUUUUUAUUUGUAUUUUUGUCACUUCAGUGCAAAUUCUGUCAUGUCCAGCUUCAGCUGAUUGAGAUGUUGAGUGUCAGAGAGUGAAUGAGUCUGGAAGUGCAUUCUCCCUUUGACUGUGCCAAAGCUUCACAUUUAAUGUCUAAUCCAGCAUGGCACCAUUCAUAAAGCUAUCACAUCCAUUAGUUUGUGCAAUGUCUGCUUUUUCUUUUCAUUUUCUGACAAGCUUGUGACUAACUAUGGCAACCAUGUUGACUAGGUGAGGAUUGAAGUACAGCUUAGACAGCUAGAAUAUUCCGUUUUGGAUUCCGUGGGUACAAAUGACCACUGAGACUGUGUGAAGAAAGCUGCCUCAUAGUCCAGGCAAAGUAACUCAUUUUGGAGGCAAAAAUAGCAUAGAUUAUUUCUAUGAGGUUUUCAUGAACAACAUACUAAAAGUCCUAUAGGAAAUCCUAGUUGAGGAAAUAUGUUUAAUUCUCAUCAAUCCAAGAUUUUUUCCUUUAUUCCUACCACAAUAAAACUUUACACAAUGAAA
This is a messenger RNA of Alosa alosa (allis shad), 4462 nucleotides long. RefSeq names its product transient receptor potential cation channel, subfamily C, member 5a (gene trpc5a). Lineage: Eukaryota; Metazoa; Chordata; Actinopteri; Clupeiformes; Clupeidae. Bases 431 to 3586 code for a protein of 1051 amino acids. Gene Ontology annotation, biological process: calcium ion transmembrane transport; manganese ion transport; regulation of cytosolic calcium ion concentration. The transcript is spliced from 11 exons. The record is from RefSeq and is a predicted model, not a curated record. Gene Ontology annotation, cellular component: cation channel complex; membrane. Gene Ontology annotation, molecular function: protein binding; inositol 1,4,5 trisphosphate binding; store-operated calcium channel activity.